Cebus imitator (Panamanian white-faced capuchin) is the source of this 672-nucleotide messenger RNA. RefSeq names its product long-chain-fatty-acid--CoA ligase ACSBG2-like. Lineage: Eukaryota; Metazoa; Chordata; Mammalia; Primates; Cebidae. The record is from RefSeq and is a predicted model, not a curated record. The transcript has 4 exons. Bases 268 to 657 code for a protein of 129 amino acids.
UAGAAGGCCUGUUGUAGAGGGAAACCACCCAUCCUUCUGCCUCCCACCACUACCAUCACCCUAGCUGGACGAAAAGGGUGACGGGGGCUGGGAAGGAGCAGCUCAUGUUCGGGUUUCCAGGAGGGACUACCUGUUUAUUGUCUUUGCAGGAAGAAGAAAACACCUGAGUGACCAGAUGUCUCAGCUCCCGGUGCCUUGCCAGAGCCACACCUCUCAAAGAGUGACAGGUGCCAGUGUCCUGUGAGGCAUGGUUUCCGCAGACCUGAAAUGACUGGAACCCCAAAGACUCAAGAAGCAGCUAACAGUCUUGAAGUAGACAUGAGCGAAACACAAGUAAGGCCCAGGCUGUGGACUACCUGCCAGGAUGGAGAAGUCCUUCUGAGGCUGUCCAAACACGGACCAGGCCAUGAGACCCCGAUGACCAUCCCCGAAUUUUUUCAAGAGUCAGUCAACCGAUUUGGAACUUAUCCAGCCCUCGCAUUCAAGAACAGUGAAAAAUGGGAAAUUCUGAAUUUCAACCAGUACUACAAGGCUUGUUGGAAGGCUGCGAAAUCUUUGAUCAAACUGGGCUUGAAGCGUUUCCAUGGAGUUGGCAUCCUGGGGUUUAACUCUGCGGAGUGGUUUAUCGCUGCUCUUGGCGCCAUCCUAGCCGGGUAAGAUCAUUGGCUUGGU